This is a messenger RNA of Danio rerio (zebrafish), 499 nucleotides long. RefSeq names its product siaz-interacting nuclear protein (gene sinup). NCBI's taxonomy places the organism in Eukaryota, Metazoa, Chordata, Actinopteri, Cypriniformes, Danionidae. The record is from RefSeq and is marked provisional.
CUGACCAAAAAAACUUUACACCCGCGUCGACACAAUAGUAUUCGACCGUUUUUAUGGCUCACCGUAACAAUACACAAACCGACGUCAAACACAAUCAUUCAGUUUCUUUCACAGAUAUGCCUUCGGAAACGGAUAAGAAUUACAUAAGCGUAUUUAAACGCAAAUCACCUUUAACAUUAUCCCCUAAGCGCAAGUACGCUGUGGCAGUCGUUUCCCCCCUGCAAAAACACGACAGCUGUGAAACUGUCAUUGCAGAUGGUCGAUCUGGAUCAACAUCCGCUGCUCAUGCAGUCAGAUUGCAUGAACAUGCAAGGCUGCAAAGAUCAACUUGUUUUAAGCCUUUCUCUUUUGAUGCACGUGAUGCAGCAAGAAAAGUUGAGCGUGAGAGGAAACUGAAAGAAAUGCGCCAGAUACAAGAACAAGUUUGGUGUUCAAGUUUUAGAGCUCGUCCAGUGAGAAGAUACAAACCUCUGAGUAAGCCAUCCGUAUAGUCCGAGAC